Messenger RNA from Nicrophorus vespilloides, 1914 nucleotides. RefSeq names its product zinc finger protein OZF-like. The transcript has 2 exons. Gene Ontology annotation, molecular function: DNA-binding transcription factor activity; RNA polymerase II cis-regulatory region sequence-specific DNA binding. The coding region runs from base 413 to 1765 and encodes 450 amino acids. The record is from RefSeq and is a predicted model, not a curated record. Gene Ontology annotation, biological process: regulation of transcription by RNA polymerase II. NCBI's taxonomy places the organism in Eukaryota, Metazoa, Arthropoda, Insecta, Coleoptera, Silphidae.
UUACACCUGUCAGAUUUUUGAGUGCAGCAUACAGAUCUGUCAGGUUUGAUUGAAUACUUUUUGCAAGUUACAGAUUAGUGUUGACGACAGAGUGGACAGAGGACUUAAGGAGCGCAGUGAUCAAUAUUUACAUUUCAGUGGACACCAAUGCUUGUAUAUUUAUAAAAAACCAAGGUAAUUGCCAUAAAGACAACCUGUAUAAACCUAAAAUUUCAUAAAUAAUUUGGAAAGGAAAAUAUGGUAUGAAGAACCUUGUACCAAUUCUCUUGAAUGAGUGAUGAUCAACCCUAGCUUGUGAACAAAUAAAAUGAAAUGGUUAUGUAUCUGUUUAUUCAGCUUCAUUACUAGAUACUUAAAUAGUCUGUAAAGUAUUGUUUAAUUAGUUUGGAUUACAUAAAUAAUUUUAAAAAAGAUGGCAAUGUUGCAACCAAAAUUAGAAGCUAAGGAGGAUAUUACAACUAUUAUAGUUCCAGAGUGUGAAGAGAUCGAAAUAAUGAAAUUUGAAAAUAAAGAGGAUAUUAAGGAUAUUGUGAUUGUUUCAACAAGUGAUGAGGAAGAAGUCAAAUCUGAAAAGAUUAUAUUUAGUCCACAGCCUAAAACUAUUAGAGUAAUUGCUAUUGAAGAACAAGUAUUUAAUCAACAGUCUUCAUAUGCAGGUAAUUUGGAGAUUGAAUCUGUGAUGAUCAAGGAAGAAGUUGCUGAUGCUCAAUACAGUAGUGAAGAAGAUGUUGUCAAAGAAGAUCAUCAAAAGAAGGAGUUUGGUUGUGAAGUGUGUUUGAAGAUGUUUGUGACAAAAUCCAGAUUGAAGACACACAUGAUGUGUCACUCCAAUGAGAGGCCAUACAAAUGUGAAAUAUGCUCGAAGGCAUUUAAUGAUCGGGGCACUUUGAACAAGCAUAUAAAAAUACAUACAGGGAUUAAAGAUCAUGAAUGCGAAGAGUGCCACAGGAAAUUUUUGAGCAGGGGCAAUCUGAACAAACAUAUGGUGAUACACAGUGGAGAAAGACCAUUUAAGUGUGAUUUUUGUGACAAAACUUUUAUUAGGAACGAACAUUUGAAGCAUCACAGGUACACUCACACCGGUGAGAAGUACUACGAGUGUACUUUGUGUGAUAAGAAGUUUGCGAGGAGAGAUUCGCUUUUGGUGCAUACUAUAGUUCAUACAGGUGAAAGGAAUUACGUGUGCGAAUUUUGUGACAAGCAUUGCAUCGAUAAUAGUACUCUCAAGAAACAUCUUCGGGUGCACACGAAGGUGAAGCCGUACAAGUGCAAUCUUUGCGAUAAGAUGUUUACGCAGAAGACGCAUCUGACUAUUCACAAUAGGAGACAUACGGGAGAGAGGCCGUACAACUGCUCCGUCUGCAACAAGACCUUCGUGACCAUGAACUACCUUCGAAUACAUAUUAGGACGCACACGAAGGAACGGCCCUAUACGUGCGACGUGUGCCAAAAGAAGUUCAGCAAGUUGAGCAACCUGUCGAGUCACAAGAAGAUCCAUAGCGGCGUUCGGGACUUCCAUUGCACGGACUGUGAUAAGUCGUUUUACGCGAAGAAUGAUCUGAAGAAGCACGUGAUGGUUCACACGCAGGAGAGACCUUACCAAUGUUGCGUGUGUCCGAAGAGCUUCAACAAGAAGUGCGCCGCUAAACAGCACAUAAUCAAAUUGCAUAAGCACAUUGAUAUUACGACAGUCAUCAUCGAUAAGUUCAAAACGCAUUUCGUGGAACCUCCUGCAUUGUCAUCUAUAAAGGUCGAGCCUGAAUGAAUCUAUUUAUAUUGUACUUAUUUAUUAUUUUUGUUUCAUUUCUUCUUUGCUAAAAAAAAAAGAGUUCUUUUUUUUAUCAAAUGCAAGAACGAAAUGGAACAACCGAAUGUUAAUUAUUUUAUAAUUGUUUAUCGAAUUAUUUUUUGAAU